AGAGGUUGGAGAGGUCGGACGUGUUUUACAAGUGCUCUGACAUUUUGUGCAAUUUUACCGUGUUUCCUGACAUUUUGUGAAAACGUUUUAUAUGGUUGCAUCAGAAACUGGAUAGUGAAUAUCAAGGAUAUACUCAUUUUUCAUUUGGAUUAUUUAUUUGGAUACUAUCAAACAUUUUUAACUUGAAAUUUUGAUCAUUUUGGAGAAGAAAGUGUCAAUAGACUUCUAAAACUAGCAUCAUUUACGCGUCAUUGCCUAGCAACUCAUCAUUAAACGCAUACUGGCUUGGAUCGAACGCAUCACUGGUAUCUCUUUGCGCAACCAUUCUUUGUGCGCUUAAUUCUGAUUGUUUCAUGUAAUUGUGACGUCACGAUGUCUGGGAAGAGAAAGUCGUCGAAAAACAACUCUGGUGAUAAUGAAGAGACGAAUGAAAACUAUCUUCUAUCACUGAUCAAGAAUGAGCUAGGGAAACUUUCCAAUUCCUUGAAUGCUAAGUUGACCGUCUUGGAGCAGUCAAUCGACAGUAUACGAGAGGGACAAAGUAGCAUUGUCAACUCGCUGUCGUUCCUCAACGAGAAAUUUGAGGAAAUGAAGUUGAAGGCCGAGAAGAUAGAAAAGGAAAACAGAGAACUGAAGGAACAAAACAUCUGUCUUCAGAAGAGAUUCAGUGAGUUGACCUUCCAGCUUAACGAACUUGACCAGUACCACAGAAGAGUCAACUUGGAGGUGGCAGGUGUACCAGAACGACAGGGCGAGGUUCCUGAAAGGAUCGUACUUAAUAUCGCGAAACACAUCAGCCCUGAGCUUGCAGCAUCCGACUUCGAUGUGGUUCAUCGGCUGGGUUCCAAACGCCAAGCUGAUAACAAAGCCCGCCCAAUCAUCGUGCGAUUCACCACAAGACGAGCUCGGAACAUCAUGUAUGAUGGGAGAAGGAAGCUGAAGACUCUCUCCACAAAGGAUCUUGGAUACAACAGCGAUGGCAAGAUCUACCUCAAUGAAAACCUGAUCGCUUCCACUAAGGAGCUAAUGAAAGAUAUCAACAAGGCCCGCCGAGAUGCCGGAUACAAGUUCCUGUGGACCCAGAAUGGCCGAAUCUAUGUAAGGAAGGAUGAGAAGUGUCAACCCAUCAUCAUUCAUUCCAGAGAGGACUUUUCUAAGCUGUAGAAGGACUAUCCAUGUUUUUCCAUUUUCCAGUAUUCUUUUUUAUUUCUUAUGAAAUUCACGUCACAAAACUUUUCGCAUCGAUCAAUAUUUGUGUUAUUUUCCGUGGUAUAUUUUGCAUUCUUUCACUGCCCUUUCAAUAAUGUUUCAAUACCAGACAUUUCAUGGAGGUCAUUUUACUUAUUUUUGUGUGCAAAUAUUCUUCAUCGACCGUUAAUAAUUGUAUCAAAUAAUCUUUAUUUUGUUAACUAUUACAACUGCAGUAUUUUUCAAACUCGAAUUUGGGGUCAUGACGGUAUCAAAUCUAAAAUAUGCUUUAUAUGCUCAGCUUACAAAGAUUUUGAUUUAGAAUGGCAAUAUAUUCUAUUUCAUAAUGGUGGAUAAUAUGCGUGAUUUCCCAUUUUAUCAUCUGAAUAAUGAUGAUUUCUUAUUACUAAAUCAUCCAAGUCAGGAUAAAAGCAACACUAUCUCAAAUCAUCAUACUCCAUUUGAUAGAUUUUCUACUGAUAUUCUUACAAAUAAUUUUGAUGAACUUCAAGUUGAAUUCGAUAUUCAUGAUAAAGCAUACAAUCUUUCCUCUUCUCCAUAUUAUACAGAAAAUUCAUUCAAAGACUAUGCUAAAUUGAUUGGAGAAGAUGAUGUUUUUAUUUUGCAUUUGAAUAUAAGAAGCGCUAACCAAAACUUCGAGAAAUUACGAUUAUUAUUAGAAAAUA
Messenger RNA from Lytechinus variegatus (green sea urchin), 1874 nucleotides. RefSeq lists its product as uncharacterized. The transcript is spliced from 2 exons. The record is from RefSeq and is a predicted model, not a curated record. Lineage: Eukaryota; Metazoa; Echinodermata; Echinoidea; Temnopleuroida; Toxopneustidae. Bases 373 to 1164 code for a protein of 263 amino acids.